This is a messenger RNA of Cryptococcus wingfieldii CBS 7118, 807 nucleotides long. RefSeq lists its product as hypothetical. The transcript has 5 exons. The record is from RefSeq and is a predicted model, not a curated record. NCBI's taxonomy places the organism in Eukaryota, Fungi, Basidiomycota, Tremellomycetes, Tremellales, Cryptococcaceae. The coding region runs from base 1 to 807 and encodes 268 amino acids.
AUGCUUUUCACCAACCUCUUUGCGCUCUUGCCUCUCCUCGCUCUCGCCUCUGCGCGACCCCACGAUGACAAACUCCACCGCCGACAGUGCACCGCCCACAGAAACCACAAGUUCUCUGCUCACGGGAACGGGACGCUCGAUGAUGGCCAGGAGAGUGCUGUGGCUGCUGUUGUCGUUUCUGCUUCUUCUACUGCUUCUCUUGAACAGGAGACGCAGACGGCUAUGUUCAUUUCGAGCAGCACCGAGGUCCAAGAGACUUCCACUUCCGUCUCAUCUACGUCCGAGCAGCAGGCGACGACCACCUCGUCUUCGUCCCAAGAGGAGACUGCCACAUCCGCCUCUUCCAGCGCCAGCGCCGAAGCGUCGUCUACUGGCGCCUCUUCGGGUUUGAGCGCUGAUGCGCAGACUUUGGUCGAUCUUCACAACGCUCUCCGAGCCCAGUACGGUGCUGGCAACGUGACUUGGAACGAUGACUUGGCUUCUUACGCUGCUACUGCCGCUGCCAAAUGCGACAUGCAGCACACCGGCGGCCCGUACGGCGAGAACCUGGCUUCCGGCGUUGGUGGCGGCUACGACAUUACCGCCGGUUUCCAGUCGUGGGCUGAUGAAGCUUCCUCCUAUGACGGCAGCCCCUCCCACUUCACCCAAGUCGUCUGGAAGGCUACCACCGAGAUCGGCUGUGCCACUUCCUCUUGUGCUGAUGGGACCAUCUUUACGGGCUAUGGGUCGGGCUCGCUUUACCUUGUUUGCGAGUACAACCCAGCCGGUUAUGUGAUCGGCGACUUUGCUGCCAAUGUUGCUGCUUAG